UGCCAUAUGUAUACUCUGCUAGAAAUUAUUACAUGCAUUUAUUUUGGCCAAAGCCUCAUUUACCAAAAAACGGGGAGUUUUGUUGAUUACCAGAUGACGUCCAUUACCUUCUGAUGACAGGCGAGGUUGCGCAUAACCAGGUAAGGUAGGGAAAUCGUCACCAAUUUACACGGACGAAUCAGCGCCUGCGAAUUUGGCAGUAUUUUUAGUAAGCUGUCCCUUCAGCUAAGCGUUAUUCUACCCUAAGGUUCUCAUCAGACAACAUGAUACUAACAGCUGUUUUUGGAUUUCUACUUGUAACAGUGGCCAACGCAUUACCACAAUAUAGGGAUCGUAUUUUGAAUGGACACGCGGUACCCAACCCAUGUUGCCCGGGAAGUAUGUGGGGUCGGGUUGGACAUAUGAGUUCAUCUUCAACACAGCUUAAUGGCUUUGGAAGAGACUUUGCCAGCAGUGGUCAUAUGUUUACUGAACAGCUGUGUCUGGCCGAUUCUGACGGGGACGGUGUUCGGAAUGGUCAGGAACUGGGUCUGGUCACCAACAGAUACACCCUCCAGACUCUCUGUAGCUUUCUCUCCCAGUAUAACAUGAAUCCUCGAGUCCUCUCCUUCCUUCGAUUGAGAGGAAUUCUUAGAAACCCCUCCAGUCAUCCAGGUAUCUGUGAUCAAAGAGGACAAUUUUCUACGUGUCAACCCCCUCCUAAUUGUGGAUGUUAACGUGUUAUUACCACGUGGUUUAGGAGGAGAAAGAACAGACUGAUCCUUUAUGUAAUGGUUGUACAUGCAUGUAUAUAUAAAACAGGGUACCGUGUUA
Messenger RNA from Saccostrea echinata, 813 nucleotides. Its product is annotated as temptin-like. The transcript is spliced from 3 exons. Lineage: Eukaryota; Metazoa; Mollusca; Bivalvia; Ostreida; Ostreidae. The record is from RefSeq and is a predicted model, not a curated record. The coding region runs from base 264 to 716 and encodes 150 amino acids.